Molecule: messenger RNA, 1473 nt
Organism: Culicoides brevitarsis
Lineage: Eukaryota; Metazoa; Arthropoda; Insecta; Diptera; Ceratopogonidae
Product: CYFIP-related Rac1 interactor B
Exons: 5
Coding region: 210-1178 (322 amino acids)
Biological process (GO): regulation of actin filament polymerization
Molecular function (GO): small GTPase binding
Source: RefSeq, a predicted model, not a curated record
CAACUUGUUGUUUAGAACAUCAUCGUAUCAAAUUUUUUAUUUGAAUUUUUUUAUAAUUAUUAUUAAAUAGUGUUGUUUUAGAUAAGAAAAUUUAGUAAAAUCCUGUAAAAAACACAUCCUAGAUAGUAAAAUUGUUUUUUCAUAUACACCGCCACAGUUGUUAAUCUAUCGUCGCGCACGUAGCAAAAAAAUAAAAAUUAAACGUAAAUAUGGGAAAAUUGUUAAGUAUCUUGGCUUACACGAGCACACAUGAGAACGAGAAAACUUCCGACAUAUUUCUGGACUUUGAGAACUGCGUGCCGAGCGUCAGUGAAAAGCGCGUUUUUGAGGAGGUCGAACACGUUCUGCGGCAAUCCGAUGGCAUUUUGGAGGAGAUACAGUGCUACAAGGGCGCCGGAAAAGAAAUCCGUGAGGCAAUUAGCAACGUGAGUCCGGAAGUGCAGGAAAAGGCAUGGACUGCCGUGGUGCCGCUUGUGGAAAAGUUAAAACGUUGCUUCGAUCAUUCGAUUGAGCUGGAACGCGUUGUUCCGAUUCUGUUGGAGGAGCUGGUGGGCGGCAAUCGUACGCCGCGACAACAUUUGGAGGAACAACAAGCACUAGUCAAACAGCUGGCCGAAAUUCUGGAAUUUGUGUUGAAAUUUGAUGAGUAUAAGAUGAAAACACCCGCAAUACAAAACGACUUUAGUUACUAUCGGCGCGUCGUGAGCCGACAACGCUUAGAUGCGAACAACGCUGUGAUACCAUCGGAUUUGGCCAACCGAAUGUCUCUCUUCUACGCUCACGCAACCCCCAUGCUGAAGGUUUUGAGCGAAGCCACUUCGAGAUUCGUCGAACAACAUUCAAGUGAUACAGAAAACACCACAGAAACGCUAGGUACGAUGGCAAAAGUAUGUUUACGGAUGCUGGAAAAUCCAAAUCUCUUGCGACAAUUAACGCGAGAGGAAACACAACUUCUUGUUUUGCGAGUCAUGGUCGGCUUAGUAAUUCUCUACGAUCACGUUCAUCCGGAUGGCGCAUUCAAGAAAAAUUCGCAUGUCGAUGUCAAGGGAUGCGUUAAGCUGUUGCAAGCACAGCCGCCAGCCAAGUCAGAACCGCUCUUGAAUGCCUUGCGGUACACCACGAAGCACCUCAACGAGGAAAAUACACCAAAAAAUAUCAAAAACUUAUUAGCGGCGUAAGGAACUCACUCGCCCCAGUUUCAUCAAAUCCAGUUGAUUAUUAUUAGAUUAGACGAAAAGGCGAAGAAAUUUUCUCCCAGUUGUUGUUUUAUCUUGUUUUUUGCGUCGAUAAACGAUUAUAUCUAGCAUGAUAGCGAAGAAAAAAAAUAUUAUGGCAAAAAUUGUUAAAUAAAUUUUGAGAUAACGGCCUGUAAAUUAAUUGGCCUCUCUCUCAAAAAAGCUUUAAUCCAGUUAAGUUUGUUUUUUUUCAACUUUCUUCUUUUUUUAUGAAUAAAUAGUUAGUUAAAAAAAAUAU